AUGACCCUGCAGCACGCCUCAUUACGCGCUGCGCGUAGCGUGACUCGCCGAUGCAAGCCGUCGCCGGAUCUGCUUCCAUACGUCGCGGCGCGGUCGUUCCGGACCGGGACGCCCCUCCGCCGAGGCACACACGGCGUAUUCCGCGGCUUGAGCGACGAGAGACUUCCCAUGCCUUGGAUUGAGGCCUUCAAGCUCAAGCAGGAGGGACAAGUGCCGAACUUUGCGGAGCCGCAACAGCAGGAGCGCGAUAUCUCUCCGAAGAAGAUGAAGGACAGCUAUCACCGUGUGAUUCUUCCCUUGGGCCAAGACCCGUGGCUCUCUGACACAUACAUCAAUGCUACCGGCCAAAUACGCCUGGGAACCUUGUUCAUGGACCUAGACGCUCUGGCCGGUAUCAUUGUCUACAAGCACACCGGCCCGGGCGUGACGACUGUGACUGCCGCCGUCGACCGUAUCACCAUCGCCCACCCGCUCACCGAGAUCUGCGAUCUCGAGUACAGCGGCCAGGUCACGUAUGCCACGGGCCGCAGCAGCAUGGAGAUCACCUGCAAGGUGGCCAGGGCGAGGGGCGAGAACGAGCCGAGCCGGCCGGAGGACGUGCUGCUGACCUGCACCUUCACCAUGGUGGCCCUCGACCCGCUGACCAAGAAGCCGACCAACGUGCCGGCGCUGCUCUGCGAGACGCCCGAGGAGGAGGCCGUCUUCCGCGCCGGCGAGGCCAAGGCCCUGCGCAAGAAGGAGAAGCGCAAGACGUCGCUGCUCGAGGUCGAGCCCAACGACGCCGAGUCGGCCCUGAUCCACCGCAUCUGGCUCAAGCAGCUCGAGUACCACGACCCGAACCGGCCCCUGCGCCAGCCGCGCAACGUCGUGCCCAUGGCCCACACCAAGCUCGCCACCUCGACCAUCGCCCAGCCCACCGUGCGCAACCGCCACCAGUUCAUGGUCUUUGGCGGCUACCACCUGAAGCUGACCUUUGAGCUCGCCUUCUGCUGCGCCGCCAGCUUCGCCCACGCCCGGCCCGUCUUCGUCAGCGCCGACCCCUGCACCUUUGAGAGCCCCGUGCCCGUCGGCAGCGUGCUGUACCUCAACGCCACCGUCGCCUACACGGACCCGCCCCUGCUCGAGGACGACGGCAGCCAGCCCGCACAGGCGGACCCGGAGCGGCCCAUGACGCGGGUGCACGUGCGCGUCGACAGCAAGGUGCGCGACGUCGAGCACGGCAACGCGCGGCCGACGGGCCAGUUCAACUACACCUUCCUCGUGCCCAGGGACAUCAAGGUGCUGCCCCACACGUACAACGAGAUGAUGAUGUACGUCGACGCCCGGCGGAGGGUGCAGAUCGGGGACGAGCAGAAGAAGAUCCUCGAGGGCGCGGGCGGCGGCGCGGCGGUGGCGCAGGAGGAGGCGAGCGGAGGGGUCAGCGUUACUGAGUAG
Molecule: messenger RNA, 1434 nt
Organism: Thyridium curvatum
Lineage: Eukaryota; Fungi; Ascomycota; Sordariomycetes; Thyridiales; Thyridiaceae
Exons: 3
Coding region: 1-1434 (477 amino acids)
Biological process (GO): acyl-CoA metabolic process
Cellular component (GO): mitochondrion
Molecular function (GO): fatty acyl-CoA hydrolase activity
Source: RefSeq, a predicted model, not a curated record